Messenger RNA from Oncorhynchus nerka (sockeye salmon), 5669 nucleotides. RefSeq names its product PWWP domain-containing DNA repair factor 3A-like. The record is from RefSeq and is a predicted model, not a curated record. The coding region runs from base 1610 to 3733 and encodes 707 amino acids. The transcript is spliced from 12 exons. NCBI's taxonomy places the organism in Eukaryota, Metazoa, Chordata, Actinopteri, Salmoniformes, Salmonidae.
UACAUCUUUAUACAAAUCAGUAUUUGGAACCUUCUAUGCUACUAUUAUUUCUUGCUGGGUUGUUAGCGAAAUAAUAAUUGCAAUCCGAUACAGUAGCUAGCUAUCUGAUUAGCCAGUACAGCGUAUGCGAUAUAAUUAUCGUUAGCUUGCUACUGUUGCUUGACCAGCAAACACGGAGUGCAUGCAUAUGCGGGUGUAAACUCAAGAUGAUGAGCUUUGUCCUCCUGAGGAGCUGAAGCACUGGAGCUUGCCUGGCCCUGAACAUGAAUUCUCCAGAGGACAGUUCUUCCUCUUCCACACAGAAGACCUCUGUUUGGGCUGACCAGCAGACAGCCACUGCACAGCUGGGAGUUAGCCCUCCGUCUCCCACACAAUGCUUUGGGGAUGGGGAAGGAACCAGCUCUGCUAUCCCAGCUGAAACACCCGUUUCAACCAACCCUUCUUGCCCAUCUCAAACACUUGUUACACCCCAAAAAAAGAGGACGGCAGAGAAAGGAACCGUUGAUGCAUCACAGCCACAGGGUGAACGUCGCAAGAGGGGGAGGCCACGCAAACACAAGAAACCCCAGACUGACACAGAACACCAUAUCCACCAGGCCCAGUCCCCAACAGCUACACAUCCAUGUUUACAGCCAGAGGACCAAACAGAGGCUGUGACACUGACACCCAGCUCACCUGUGAUGCCCGAGGACAGGUGUCAGUCACCUGAGGCCACCUUUGAACCAUCAUGCCCUGCCUUGGACUUACAGAGCGCCAAUAAGGGACAGAGUAAGAAUGGGCCCCAUCUCUCCAGUGCUUCUGUUGGACAAGGAGACCUAACAGGCCCUAAUGUUCUAGCCACUGGGAGAUUUAUAAGCAAAUGUGCCAAAGAGCAAAGGACUCUGUGCCAGUCACCACAUAAUCUGAAAGAUGGGAGAAAGGCAGCUAAAAAAUCACAAAUUCAUAAUGUCGAUCAGCCACAGGAGACCGUGACAAAUGGGGAAAAUACAUCUAAACCCUUACUGACUAUUAAGGUAGGACAGGAGAAUUGCCUGACACAAAAGACUGGGCAAAAAAGGAAAUAUACAAAAAAAUCACAGAGCCAUAAGGUAGGCCAGCCAAGGGACACUGACCAGUCACAGGAGAGUGAGACAGUGAGAAAUGGGGAAAAUACAUCUAUAAAAUCACCAACCCAUAAGAUAGACUGGUCACAGGAGACGGUGAGAAAGAGGACAUAUACAAAAAAAUCUCAGGCUCCUAAGGUUGACCAGUCACAGGAGGAGUCUGUAACAAAAAAGAAAAAGGGCUCUAAAAUAUCUCCAACCCAUAAGGGAGAGCAGUCACAAGAGAUGGUAACAAAGAGGACAUAUACCAAAAAAACACAGAGCCAUAAGGGAGACAAGCCACAGGAGACUGUGAGAAAUGGGGAAAAGACAACUAUGAAAUCACCAACCCACCAGGUACACCAGUCACAAGAGUUGGUAACAAAAAUGAAAAAUGUGUCUAAAAUAUCUUCAACCCAUAAGGUAGACCACUCACAAGAAACUGUGAAAAGAGGAAGUAUACAAAAAAAUCACAGACCUGGGAGAUUGACCAGUCACAAUCCCCAGAGACUGGAAAAAAUACAUCUAUGAAAUCGCUGACGAAUAAGGUGAAUAAGGUGGCAUCGUUAAAAUCACAAAGCCAUACCGUAGAACAGUCACUGGGGAUUGACCAAUCACAAGAGACCGUGAGAAAGAGGAACUACACAAAAAAAUCUCAGAAGCAUAAGGAGGACUCACAUGAGACCGUGAGAAAUGGGGAAAAGACAUCCCAAAAAUCGCAGAAGCAUAAGGUAGAGUUACGAGACACGGAACAGUCACAGGAGGAGACUGUAAAAAAUAGGAAAUAUACUAAGAAAUCAAAGACCCACAAGGUAGACUCAGGAGUUCUCUCUUUACUCCCUGUGUUAUCUGCAGACCUCUCCCUCAACCUUUCCUCUCCCACAUUCAGCUCUACUGGGCUUCCAAAGAGAAAAUAUACAAAAAAAUCACAGACCCUCAAGGUAGACUCCGAUGUCCCAUCCUCACUCAUUGUACUGUCUGCAGACCUCUCCUCCAGCCUGCAGAGUAGCCUCUCUCCUACUCGCAGCCCUUCUGGCAUCCCCUUCUCACCAAACACGCAUAAGAGAGUCCGAGGCAGACCUCAGCGGGUCCAGCAGCAGCUCUUUCUUAGCUCCACGCCAGGCCCUCACCCCAGAUCCUCCACAGGAACAGACAACUCCUUCUCUGCCUCCCUGUCUCACGUGGGACUGGGCCCACAGAACGCCUCACCUAUCACCCCCUGGAAGCUGUUGGAACUAAGCCCUCUGGAGAAGACACACUUAGCUUUACCCGGUAGUAAAGCUCGGGGUAGACCCAGAGUUAGGCCAAAGAACUCGGCUACAGUGAAGGGAGUGAAGACUCAGGGUGGUAAGAAGAAGGUGAAGGCUGCAGCAGAGGGAGGGUCCCAGACCUUCAGCUCUGAGGAAGGCCCCCCAGCCAAACUCAGACGUAGAAGCAGGAAGGGCCAGACAGCAGAGGGAGCUGGCCUGCAGAGCGGUUACACUACCAGCACUGAGCCACACUCCAGACCAAGGUUUGAGCUGCAGGAGUCAGACUCACCAGACACAGACACAGGAGAUGCCUCCCUGUCCUCAGACCUCUCCAUUGAGUUAAGCGUACAGGAAGACUGUGUAACAUCACUGACUCUUGAAGAGGAGGAAGAGCAAGACGAUGAGGAAGAUCUGCCCAGUUUCUUAAAUAACACAAAGCCACUGUCCAUAACGGAAGGAAUAUGUGUUUGGUGCAAAUUUAGAAGCUAUCCUUUCUGGCCGGCAAUGGUGAAGAGUGUGAACCGUAAGCUGAAGAAGGCCAGCAUUGUGUUUAUUGACGACCUGCUGUUUGACAAAAAGAGGAUACGAAAAGGCUUUACUGUGUCCCUAAAAACAUUGAAGCCUUUUGACUGUGAAGAGGCUGAUCAGCUAGUGUGUAAAGCCAGAGAGAAGUAUGAUGCUGCCAUCAAAUGGUGUCUGGCGUUGAUAGCCGACUAUAGAAUCCGUAUCGGAUGCGGCUUCACCGGUUCCUUCAUUGAAUACUUUUCUGAUGACAUAAGCUGCCCAGUGAGAAGGUGCUACCCCCAGGGCACCUCAGACCUCACCUUCCCCAGUAAGCUAAUUCUGGAGGAGCAGUACGUAACCUCUGACCCGGAAGGGGACGAUCAGGAGGGCAGCAAACGGCAGGAGGAGGAGAGGAGGAGGAAGCUGCUGCCUGACCGUUCCAAGGCUGCACGUAACCGUGCCAACGAGAAACUGGUGGACUUCGUCGUCAGGCAGCGCCGGGUGGAGACACGCCUUCUAGGUGUAAUCAGUGGUCAGCAGCAGUCUAAGUGGCUGCGUUGGUUCCUGGCAGCCAGUCGCUCAGUUGUGGACACGUACCUGGAGGACGAGGAGCAGCUGGACCAGGUGUACCAGUACCUGAGAGGGGUGUACGAGACCGCCCCCCUCACCGCACACUGUCUGGCCGAUGUAGACCUCAUCCGCUUGAUACUGGACGUGCUGCUACCAGAGGCUAUUAUCUAUGCCAUAGCUGGAGUGGACGAGUUGUCACUGGUGAAGGCAGAAGACAAAUACCUGAAAGGGCCCUGUCUGAGUAAAAGGGAAAGAGAGGAGUUUGAUGCGAUGAUCGAGCAGCAGAUGAAGACGAAAGCAUCGAUCCGUCAGCAUCCUGCACACUGAACAUAACACAGUCUACUUGGCUUCCAACCCUAAGACUAAACGGGCCAUAGGGUUCUGGUCAAAAGUAGUUUGAAUAGUGCCAUUUGGGAUGUAGCCACAGAAUGCCAGUGUCCUAAUCAAAUGAUGCUUCUAAGCAUUAUAGGACAUGAAAUAAGUAAGUAGCCUUGUCCAAGCAAGAACAGCCAGUAAGGCCUUUUUCUGUACCGUGAAGCAGCUUGAUAUACAAGUACACCCUCUGGCCAGGACACUGGUCUAUCGCAGACAAUAAGAACCAUAUAUAACGGUCUCUAAAUGUGGCUCUGAGGACAAUCAACUGCUGUUGUACAUCCUAUCAGUGGUGUGACUUAACAAAGCUACGUUGAAUUAUCAAGUCAUUGUCAAAUCAACUGAAAUCUGUGAUCGACUGGUCAAGAUUUACAGCUUCAACACGGAACUCCUGGGAGGGUGGGACCUCGUAUCAUUCAGAAAGACUUACGCCGCUGGUUGAAACUGGGACUUCAUUUUAGACACACUGCAACCGUAUUUGAUCCAACAUGGUCGCUCGUUUAGACAGUUCAACUAAAUUCAGGACAUUAAAGACACUACUCUAUUUUUCUAUGGAAAAGUCUGCUCUUUUUUAAAAUUAAGUCAUAUUUGAACGUUCCUGUCUUAUUCUAUGGCCAUGUAAGGUUAGCUUGUUAGUAAGUACCCAUUUCCUGGUGACCGUGUUUAGAACAUCAAGCUAUACAACAUUCUGAAUGUGAAUCAUGUCAACUCAUCUAUAGUGAAACCCAAAUGACACCCUAUUCCCUUUAUAGUGCACUAUGUAGGGAACCAUUUGGGACAUAUAUUCCCUUUAUAGUGCACUAUGUAGGGAACCAUUUGGGACAUACCCAGUGACUUGCAAUGACAGUACAGGAACAAGACUAUUCCCCAAUGACAGGUCAAUAAUGAAUGCAUGCAAGUCUGAUAAAGGAUUUUAUAUGUAUUAUAUUUAAUACUGAACAAAUAUCAAUGCAAUAUGCAACAAUUUCAACAGUUCAUAUAAAGAAAUCAGUCAAUUGAAAUUAAGUCAAGUAGGCCCUAAUCUAUGGAUUUCACAUGACUGGGAAUACACACAUGUAUCUGUUGGUCACAGAUAUCUUCAAAAAAAGGUACCGAGUGUGGAUCAGAAAACCCGUCAGUAUCUGGUGUGACCAUUUGCCUCAUGCAGCGUGACACAUCUUCACAUAGUUGUUCAGGCUGUUGAUUUUGGCCUGUGGAAUGUUGUCCCACUCCUCUUCAAUGGCUGUGUGAAGUUGCUGGAUAUUGGCGGGAACUGGAACACGCUGUGUACGCGUCGAUCCAGAGUAUCCCAAACAUGCUCAAUGGGUGACAUGUCUGGUGAGUAUGCAGGCCAUGGAAGAACUGGGACAUUUUCAGCUUCCAGGAAUUGUGUACAGAUCCUUGCAACAUGCAGCUGUGCAUUUUCAUGCUGAAACAUGAGGCGGUGGACAUCAGGAUCUUAUGUUAUCUCUGCAUUCAAAUUGCCAUCGAUAAAAUAUAAUUGUGUUCAUUGUCCAUAAUCCCACCGCCACCAUGGGGCACUCUGUUCACAACGUUGACAUCAGCAAACCGCUCACCCACACAACGCCAUACACGUGGUAUCCCGGAGGUCUACCCCAGGGGUUGGUGAUAGAGGGGAGGUACGUGCCGUGACGCUGGGAGUCCCCAGGGUGGGCACCACGACACUGAUGCCACCAAUUAGGGGAGAGUGCCAACCAGUCGUGCAGGCCAUGUAAAUGGGGCACCGUGGGAGAGAAAAUGAGAGGCAGGGAGUGGACCAACAGAUGGGAACGAAGCUCCCGGAGCACGGAACCGAAUACGAAGAGGCGGCCCAGAUGAAGGACCGAGCCAACUACUAAGUUAUUUAGUUACAUUUAUUUUAUGUUGACCAGUAAAGGCGUGUUUUCUAGAA